Wasmannia auropunctata (little fire ant) is the source of this 1188-nucleotide messenger RNA. RefSeq names its product nuclear transcription factor Y subunit alpha (gene Nf-YA). The coding region runs from base 490 to 1173 and encodes 227 amino acids. The transcript is spliced from 4 exons. The record is from RefSeq and is a predicted model, not a curated record. Gene Ontology annotation, molecular function: DNA-binding transcription factor activity, RNA polymerase II-specific; RNA polymerase II cis-regulatory region sequence-specific DNA binding. Gene Ontology annotation, biological process: regulation of transcription by RNA polymerase II. Gene Ontology annotation, cellular component: CCAAT-binding factor complex. Lineage: Eukaryota; Metazoa; Arthropoda; Insecta; Hymenoptera; Formicidae.
AAAUGUAUAUGUAUCGGCGGCCGCGUAUCUCCCGGCUGAGAAACGUAAUAUCGCGAAAAAUGGCGCGAAUCAACGAUAUCUACGAGGCACCCGCGUCCCCGCUUUCACGCGUCGACGACGCGCUUCGCACGCUCGCAUGUCGCGAGGUCUCGUCUCGCCUCGCCUCGCUCGUCCGCUCACGAAACAUGGCCUCGAACCUCGAUAUAUCGUACGCAUCGCAUCCCGCGCGCGCGAUCCACGCACGUGGUCCGGUUCAUCCACGCAACUUGUCCGCCACCGCCGUCGCCCCCACCGACACGUCGGCAAGCAGUGUUAGCCGUUAACGCCGCAUCACCUACAUUUCUGGCCUGUUCUAAACUGCCUCGUAAAUUCCGCGCGUUGUUAACCUAUACUAAUAGACAGUGGCGAUGCAAAUUGAAUGGCGGUACAAUACAACCGGUAUAUGCAUUGUAUCAAUGAUAUCUGGCGUAAAGAUAGUGAUAAUUUGCCAUGGAGCAACUGAGCGAAGGACAGGCGGUUGUGGUUGGCAGUACCGGUGGUGCUGUACAAGUUGUUCAGAUGGGUCAGGGUGGACAAACUAUGAUGCUUCCACAAGCGAUACAAGUAGCAGCGCCCAACGGACAGAUUCAAGUCGUUCCAGUUUCGAGUCUUACUAGCACUGGCCAACAGAUAGUUAUUCAGCAGCCACAGACACCACAAAUCAUUCAAACUCCUGACGGGCAGACAUAUAUCUAUCAACCUGUGCAAUUGGAAGGUCAAGUGCAGCAAGCACAACCAACAGUGAUAAAUCUCAAUGGAAAUCUCAUGCAAAUUGCGGGUACAACAUCACAGACUGCAACUACUGCAGCUACUACAACCCCUGUACAACCUCUGGGUAGUCCUACAUCGUCAGUGUCACAAGGAGGGAACGUUGUUAUGAUGGUACCAGGUAACAGCGGACAAACACAGUUCCAAAGAGUAGCGUUGCCUAAUGCUGAACUUCUUGAAGAAGAACCGCUGUAUGUGAACGCUAAACAAUACAGACGGAUAUUAAAGCGUCGACAAGCCCGUGCUAAAUUGGAAGCUGAAGGAAAGAUACCCAAGGAAAGGCCCGUAAGCAUCCUUCCAUUUUUCUGUUUUAAAAAUGACUUUUUUAAAAACAUAUUUGAAAUAGAGAUUUUCAUAUCUACUUGAACACUAGUUUUGUAU